GAUUUGGCCUUUUUGGGCUCAUCAGUGCAGGUGGGACCGCCUGUCUCCACGUCCUCCUUUCCUCCUGUCCUUUGGAGCAGCACUUUGGACCCCAGCGACGCUGACUCCCGCUCCAGCCCGCAGCGUUACCACGGAGACCGGGCCCAGCUGGGGGAGGGGCGCGCCCAUCCGCGCAGGCGUAGGACCUAGAAGUCGGGUCGCCUCGCCAUUGCUUGGAUUGGAGAGCAAGUGAGCGCCCAGACUCGGCCGGGCCCCGCUCCCCUCCCCUCGCCGCUAAGGUGACCACGGCGCCGCCCUCCGGGGCGCCUGAGCAGGAGCCGCGUCACUCAGGCCGCUGUCAGGGAAAAAGGGAAUCGCAGCCGGGCUGGCGGCAGCCCUGAACGUGACACGUAGCCCCGCCCCCCACCUCCCGCACCGCGGAUCCUUCAACAGCCCAGGAGAGGGGGUGUCAGAAAGGCCGCCGCAUCAGCUGGCUAGAGGCAGAGGGAGCCCCGAGACCCCCAGCUCUCAGCCUUGCCACAUUCGCUGGAACCUGAACCCCAAGGCCUGCAGCGCUGUUCCAGGGCCGGAUUUGCACAGGGCGCCCCAGCCCGAGUCCGCUGCGGGCUUCCCCCCGCCCGGCGAUCUGUGCCCGUGGGCAGGAGGCACCAUGGCCACCAGGCUUUGCACCACUGGGGCAGGGGGCUGCGCGCGGACAUGCACGGGGCCCUACUGGUCACCAGCAUCCCGGAGGGCCUGGAGGAGGAGGCCGUCAAAGCCAUCUUGCAGCCGGCCUUCCUGCCCCCCCACCCCCACCCCGGCACGUGCAGGCUGUGCAACACUAGGGCCGCGAGGGACCAGAAGGCCGAGGCCGCGGUGGAGUUUGCAGAGGCCAUAAAUCACGCCUCCGUGCCCAGACAGAUCCCGGGCAAGGGCGGCGUCCAGAGGGUUCUGUGUCACGACCGCGCGGAGGACACAAGGGUCCUGAGGCAGAUGAAAGGCCUGCUGCUGGAUGAGGGGCCCUCGAGGCAGGCCGCAGGCGCUGCAGGCCCCGGGGACACGCCCCCCUCUCCCGCUUGGCUUGGGAGACCCCGGCCCAGGGCUCAGGGCCCGCCCCCAGGAAGGCCGGCUCCCCCCAGGGAAGGGCUGCCGGGCUCGCAGAAACACAGCCAGAGGCAACAGGUAGGUGGGCCCAGCAGGGCCAGGAGAGAGAGCCAGGCGGGAGCCCGACGACUCUCUGGGGAUGGUGAUCCGCGAGCUAGCCCAGGACGACCUGAGCGCUCCACGCCCGCUCCAGGAGGUCGCCAAGAAGCUCAGGAAGAAGGAGUGGACCCUGCGGAGCGACGCGGGCGGAGGAGCGGGUCCCGCGAGUUCUUGGCCCUGGUGAGGACGGACAAAGCCAAGCAGGAGCGGGCGGAGGCAGAGCCGGGGGGCGAGGCCCUCAGCCUCCACAGCGGAGAAGCCCGGCGCCCAGGGGGGCGCGGCCCGGCUUUAGCGGCCCUGCUGGCGGUGAGAGACACGUGGCAGCAGGAGCCCAGGGACAGCGACGCUCCCGAAAGCCAGUCACAGCGAAGCGGGGAGGCAGGAGACGAGAGGGUGGACAGUCCCGAGUUUGUGGCCAUCGCGGCCUGUGCGGACCCGUGGGCCCCGUGGGCCCGUCGGGGAGGGGAGACGCUGAAAGUCGCUUGGGUGAUGGAGUCACUGGGCUGGAGCGACAAGCGAGGCCAGACAGAGGCCCUCCCCGCGGUCUUGCUCGUCCCGCGCAGGGACACUCGGGGAGCCCGCGAGAAGGUGGACGAGGCGGGCCGCCGGGAGGACGCCGUGGUCCUGCGGAAGGCCGCGGGCCGCGGGAGCCGCCGGGAGCGCAUUUCCAGCCUGGCCGAGCCCGAGCCCCCCUCCACGGGCGCGGGGACCCGGCGGGGCUGACGAGCGACGCCAAGGAAGGCGCCUGGGAAGGCGGGAGGUGCGGGCGCGCGGGAGGCGAGCCGGGCGCGGGCUCGGAGGCGGCGCCGGAGGCCGCGGGGAGCGGGGAGUCGGGGCCCGAGGCCGGGGCGUCCAG
Messenger RNA from Felis catus (domestic cat), 2038 nucleotides. RefSeq names its product PNMA family member 8B (gene PNMA8B). Lineage: Eukaryota; Metazoa; Chordata; Mammalia; Carnivora; Felidae. The record is from RefSeq and is a predicted model, not a curated record.